Cucurbita pepo subsp. pepo (vegetable marrow) is the source of this 838-nucleotide messenger RNA. RefSeq names its product antimicrobial ginkbilobin-2-like protein. Lineage: Eukaryota; Viridiplantae; Streptophyta; Magnoliopsida; Cucurbitales; Cucurbitaceae. The record is from RefSeq and is a predicted model, not a curated record.
AUGGGAGCAUUCAAAUUCGUGUCAAUGUUCUUCCUCUUUACACCUUCACUCUCAUUAAUACUCUGUUCUUUCUUCUGCCGCGCCGAUAUGAACAAGAACUCCAGCCAACAGUGUUCAAAAUCCGACAGCUUCUCCGGCGACAGCGAUUUCAAGGCCAAUCUAAAGAGCCUUUUGGAGUCUCUAGCUGAGAAUGGGCCUGUUCUUAAUGGCUUCUACAGCACAUCAAAGGGCAAGAGUUCAACCCAAAUCUUUGGUCUUGUUCAAUGCAGAGGCGACAUUUCUGCAAACAACUGUGGCAGCUGCAUCAAAAACUCCUCUGUUUUUGCUCUGUCUGAGUGCCCAGAAAGCAGAGAUGUUGUGAUUUGGUUUAGAUGGUGUUUUCUUAGGUAUUCAACGGAUAAUUUCUUGGGUGUUUUGGAUCAAACUUCUGUGGCUGUUUUAAAUGACACCAAUUAUGAUGACCCAUCUUUGGUUUCUGAUGGUCAGUCGCUAAUGGCUGGAUUGGCUUCCUCUGUUCCGUAUCAGAGUUUGAUGUUUCAAAUUGCUGUUUUGGAAGGUGGGGUGAGAGGGAAGCGAUAUGGGAUGGCUCAGUGCACGAGGGAUAUCAGUGGGAGUGAUUGUGGUCUGUGUUUGAACGCGCAGUUGGAUGCGUUUAGGACAACCAUUGGGAGUAAGAAAGAUUGGGAAGUGUAUGGAUUCAAUUGCUUUAUGUGGUAUCAUGAUCAUCAGUUCUACUUCAAUUUUUCAGACCCAACUAGUGGCAGUGGAAGAACAAAUUGGAGUUGUUUUGGAGUGUUGAUGAUGGUUCUGAUGAUUCUUUAGCUGCUGAAAGUUGGCA